GUUGACUCUUCCUCAAGGACAUUAUCGUAUUUAUUUCUAUUUGCUUAGAAAAAGCAGGAAAAGAGGCUGCUUAGCCACAGGCUGGCUUGGACUUGUUUAGAUAUAUUUAUUUUGAAUUCAAAACUGAACUCAUGCGAUAUGAUGUGUCUUUGGAAAAAAUAAGAUUUUCUUGAUAAUUAGGUUUUCAUUAUUUUUUCGGUGUUCUAAGUAGUACCCUAGUUGUUUAUUUUCUCUUUAUCUCUGUCAAACAUUUCAGCUACAUCUACCUCAGGUUAGAUGCUUCCCUCCCAGAUAUCUGUGGUAUUUAUCUAUAUUGUUCUUUUACAAAUAGAGUUGUCUUAUUAGUUGUCUUAUUUGUGGUCUAAUGUUUGUUUUUCCCCCCCAGGAGAAGUCAUAGAUUCUAAAAAAAUUUUGUCCUUCUUCUGAACUUAACAUAAAUUUAGUUUGUUUGUAUUUGGGUGUAUCUUCUAAAUAUCCACACCAUAAACCCUUAUCAGUUACCAAAAAGUUGUGCAGUUAAACCAUGAGUUGUGGAAAAGAGUUUGUGGAAACAUUAAAAAAAAUUGAUUAUCCCAAAGCUGAUAGUCUUAAUGGGGAAGAUUUUGACUGGUUGUUUGAGACUGUUGAAGAUGAAGCAUUUUUGAAGUGGUUUUGUGGGAAUGUGAAUGAACAGAAUGUAUUGUCCAAAGAAGAAUUGGAAGCUUUUAGCAUUCUUCAAAAAUCAGGCAAGCCCAUCCUAGAAGGAGCAGCACUGGAUGAAGUUCUUAAAACCUGUAAAACUUCUGAUUUGAAAACCUCUACCCUGGAUGACAAAGAGCUAGAGAAAUUGGAAGUUGAAGUUCAAGCUCUGCAGAAAUUGAAGAACCUAAAAAUUCAGCGACGUAAUAAAUGCCAGUUGAUGGCUUCGGUAACAAGCCACAAAUCUCUGAGGUUAAGUGCUAAAGAAGAAGAAGCCACUAAAAGGCUGAAGCAGAGUCAAGGAAUUCUAAAUGCGAUGAACACCAAGAUAAAUAAUGAACUUCAAGCUCUUACUGAUGGCGUUGCUAAAUUGAUGAUGUUUUUCAGACAUUCUAAUUUGGAUCAAGGGGCAAAUCCACUGGUGUUUUUAUCUCAGUUUUCCUUGGAAAAAUAUCUAAGCCAAGAAGAGCAAAGCACAGCAGCAUUAACUUUGUAUACCAAAAAACAGUUCUUUCAAGGUAUACAUGAAGUAGUUGAAAGUUCAAAUGAAGAAAAUUUUCAACUUUUAGAUAUACAGGCACCAUCUAUUUGUGAUAAUCAAGAAAUCCUUGAGGAGAGACGGCUGGAGAUGGUUAGGCUGCAGCUAGCAUACAUUUGUGCCCAACAUGAGUUAAUUCACUUGAAAGCAAGUAAUUUGAGCAUGAAGUCAAGUAUACAGUGGGCAGAGGAGAAUCUUCAUAGCCUCACUAGCAAGGCUCUUGGCAAAGAUAAUUUGGAUGCUAAAAUUUCUAGCUUGAACAGUGAGAUUCUGAAACUUGAAGAACAAAUCACUUAUAUAAAAGAUAAAAGCUUGCCUGCUGUGGUAAAAGAGAAUGCCCAGUUAUUGAAUAUGCCAGUUGUAAAGGGAGAUUUUGAUCGACAGAUUGCUAAACAAGACUAUUAUACAGCAAGACAAGAGUUAGUUUUAAAUCAGUUGAUAAAGCAAAAGGCAUCAUUUGAACUUCUACAGUUAUCAUAUGAAAUUGAAUUGAGAAAGCAUUGGGACAUACAUCGUCAACUUGAAAAUUUGGUUCAAGAACUUAGUCAAAGUAAUGCGAUGCUCCGCCAGCGAUUAGAAAUGCUGACAGACCCGUCAGUAUGUCAGCAGAUAAAUCCAAGGAAUACCGUUGAUACCAAGGACUAUUCUACUCAUAGGCUUUAUCAACUUUUAGAAGGAGAGAAUAAGAAAAAAGAAUUGUUUAUAACCCAUGGAAACCUGGAGGAGGUAGCUGAGAAAUUAAAACAGGAUGUUUCUUUAUUACAAGAUCAGUUGGCAGUAUCUACUCGAGAACAUUCUUUCUUUCUGUCCAAACUGAAUAAUGAUGUGGAUGAGCUUUGUGAUACUUUGUAUCAAGGAGGAAAUCAGCUUUUGCUUAGUGACCAGGAGUUAACAGAGCAGUUUCAUCAAGUUGAAUCCCAGCUGAAUAAGUUGAAUCAUCUUCUUACUGAUGUUCUUGCUGAUGUGAAGACAAAAAGAAAAAUUUUGGCAUCUAAUAAACUGCAUCGAAUGGAAAGAGAAUUAUAUGUAUAUUUUUUAAAAGAUGAAGAUUAUCUGAAAGAUAUUGUGGAGAACUUAGAAAACCAAUCAAAGAUUAAAGUUGUUGGUCUGGAAGAUUGAAGAUUAUUAAAAACGGAAUCUUUACUACAUAUGCUAUGUUUUAAUGUUUUCUAUAUUAGGGGGAAAACAUAGCUAAUAAACACUACUAAAAUUUUAAAUUUGAGGUCAAUGGAACAUUUCAUUUAAUUAAUUCAAGUAUUGUAUCAGUUUGGUUUUUUCCCUCAUAUAGUAUAUUUAUUCAAAGUACCAGUGCUUUCUAUGACUUGAACAUUUGCUUGGUGGGACCUAGUUCUGAUAACUUUUUACUUACAGGGAAAAAACAUUAUUAUGUAAUGCAAAUAUUUCUUAAUAGAAUUAGUUCAGUCGCUUUUACUUUUUUUUUUUUUUUUUUUAGAAAUAGAAAAUUUCUACUGUGAAACAUUUUAAACCUUUGUAGAACUUUGAAUCAGCAUUGUUAAACCCUAAGGUGUUAAACACCUUAAUAUGGAAUAGCCAAGUACCCUCGUAUUUGACUAUAAAGUAAAAUACUCAAACUGUAUCCCCCCGUAAUUCCCUGCUGUAGACUUUGAGACUGAAUGUUCCUAUUUGUUCCACAAAGAAUGUUGGGUAUCCAUUGGCCAUUGUUCAUUUCAGCAUCUGGGUCCUGGGGACUUAGAAUUUCUGCAAGACAUCUUAGUGCUUUGACUUCAGUAUGACACAUUAUGAAUGAUUUUUAAAUGAAAUUUGAAAAUGCCAUAGGAGUGGUUGCUCAAAGGAUGUAUAGUCUAUUUUACCUGUUUUUCUGGAGGGAGAAUACUUAAAUGUUAGAUUGUAUCAGUUGGGAUACAAGUGUAUUAUUUGGACCAUUAGAAAUUAUUUUGAGUGGGAUAAAAUAAUUUGAAAUAGCUUAUUUAUCAGUCAUGACAUCAAGUGUUUUUUGAGUGCUUGAUUUAUAAGUGGCCUGUUACAUACUAUGUAAGCCCUGCAGAGGAAAAGGAGGAUCUAGAUAUUCAAGGAAUAUUCCUUAUUCAAGAAUAUUCCUGCUCCAGAAUAUAUUACUUUUUAAUAUGGAAUGCUAGUCUAAAAACUACACUUUUGUGGAAUUUUUUAGCUAUAACCAUCAGAAAAUGGGUAUGCUUAGGUGACAGAUAAGCCCUUAAUUUUUAUAAUCUGUUGAACAAAAUUAUUUUGCCAAUUAUUAUAUUUGUACAUUAUUUAAAAAUGUGUAUUUAUUAAGUAGAUCUAAAUAUGCUUGAAAAUUUCUAACAAUCUUGUCUAAGAUUUUUCUCUUAGCUCCUCAUGGGUGACUUUUAUUCCUUUUUUUUCUUUCUCUAUUCUACAGUGGAAUAGAGAAUUUACUUAGAAUUUUUCUUUUCUCCAGUAAUGUGCGAAAAUAUGUCACCCAGUUUCCUGGCUCAUGGAACAGCACAUUCUGUUUAGAUUAGUGCCAUGUGUGUUAGAUGUAUGACCAGCUACUUGAUGAUUUGUACUGUCCCUUCCACACCUUCGCCCACUCAGCCCAGGGGCGAGUACAGCUGAGAGGUGUGCAUGGAAUGAUGUCAGGUUGUGUGUCUAUCAUAAUUACCCAAGUCCAUUAAAAAUGUUUAUGUUACUAGAUUUGUACAGUUGAAGAUUAUAACAGCCAUUUGUUUCAAACCUCAGGAAGUACGUGAAUAGAUUGUUUGCUUCAAAAUUGGUUAACUAGAAAUUGUAUGCUUUGUUACCUGUUUACCAUAAUAUUCCAGUUGAGUCUCUAACCAUUUUGCCUCCUUCUUGCUAUUCUAUUGUAUCGGUAACUAUGGAGAUAAUUGAUUCCUAUUUUACGUGGUCAUUACAGAGAGUGAUUUUUAUGAAUGUCCCUGUAUGUAACAUUUUUCAAAUAACUUCUUAUUUUGAAGUAAAAUUAAUAUAUGGAUAUUAUGUUUAUCUUACGUUUAGGAUUUAUGAAAAUGGAAAAUUAUGAGGCAUUUGUAGGCUUUGAUCCCUGUAAGAUACCGCUUUCCAGUGUUGCUCAGAAGAUUAUGUCUGCUGUGUACUCAGGUGACUUAGUGGAGUCUAAGCAUUGGAGAGGGGUGAAAAGAGUGAGUAAUUUUUAUGAAUCUGUCUUUAGUUACCUUAACUAAGGUUUGAAAAUGAGCCAGCAGAAUUAUUCUAAGGAAGUUUAUAUUGUGUAGAGAAGCUUUGCUACAAACAAAUGGAGUCCUGCUCCCCUUGGUUUCCUCUCAUUCAGUGAUAACUGACCUGCUGCUCGCUAGACUUCACAUUCUCUUAACCCUUAACCCUUUAAAAUUUCUUUCCAAUAUUUAUUUUUGAGAGAGAGAGACAGAGCACGAGCAGGGGAGGCGCAGACACAGAAUCCAAAGCAGGCUUCAGGCUCUGAACUGUCAGCACAGAGACUGAUGCAGGGCUCAAACUCAUGAACCAUGAGAUCAUGACCUGAGAUCAAGUCAGACGCUUAACUGACUGAGCCACCAGGCACUCCAGCCCUUAAUGCUUUAAAAUGUAGCACUCUCUUCCUUGUUCCAGGCAUUUAUGCCAAAUAUUUCCUGAGAAUCUGCACUGGCUGUGUAAGUGACCUCAGAAGAGAUGGGCUGUUUCACAGUGCCCCUGGCUUCAGCCUUAGCUCUUGGGUCAUUGAACGUACAUUGACAUAGUAUUUGCUUACUAUGUGUGGCAGACAAGAGAGGUGUUUUUGACAGUGUGUGUAUUAUGCUGCCAGAGAAAUGAAUAAAUUCCUAGGUGGCAAAAAUUGACAGAUACGUGUGUAUGCAUUUAUGGCAUCAUAUAUAACAGCAGUGACAUACGCUCACAAGUAUGACUGAAAUAUUUGGAGCACCAGUUAUUUUUUUUUACUAGCAAAGUUGUCUUGUUUUUUAAUAUUUAAGUCGGCCAAUUUGUUGUUUCUUUUCCACAGAGUAAGUUAUAUGUGAAUGAGAUAUAAUUGAGUAAUUGUGAUGAAAUAAUUGAGAGUAUUGAAAAAUUGUGCAAAAGCUAUAUACGUGCAGUUUCUCGAAGAUAUAGGUAGCACUUAACAUUUAGAUUUGUUCAUAUUCAGGCCUCUGUUGCUCAUGAGCCUCGUUAGAAUAGAAGUCAUUAAUAAAUGAACUGGUAAGAAUUUUUGGGUAUGGACUACCUACCUAGAAAUUUUGAUAGUGUUUUGGGGAGUGGUGGGGGGGCAUAUAGUAAGGACGAUAAAUACUUAAAUACCAAAGAGCUUUCUUUAUCCUGUGUAGUUUCUAAAAUAAAAAAAGCAGUGUGUACUUGACAGGUAGAAAUGUACUUCCUUUAAAAACCGAUAGGAAUAAAAAAAAUGAUAGAAAUAGUAAAAUGUCUCUGGUAGCUUCAGUGUGAGUCUGUUGAGAAAGAUUUAUGGCCAUCAGUCGAUCUUGUGAACUCUUGUCAUGUUCUUAUACCCUAUAAAAUUCUAGUUUUCAUACACUUAUUGAGAGGUAGCAGGAAAAGAUAAAGGUAUUUUUCUGUCAAAUGUUACUGGAUUUGGAAAAAUAGUGGAAUUUUCAUAUGGAUUCUGUAUUGUCUGUUGCUACAUAACACCCUUGCUACCAACUUAGCAACUUAAAACAACCCACAUUUGUUAUCUCCCAGUGUCUGUGGGUCAGGAGCUGGGGCACAAUUUAGCUUCAUCCUCUGCUGGGCUACAGUGCAGAGGUGUGAGCCGGGGCUACGGUCUCAUCUGAGGCCUGAAUGGGGAAGCAUUUGCUUCCAGUGCACAUGGUUGUUGGCAGAUUCAGUUCCUUGUAGGCUUUUGGACUGAGGGCUUCGGUUGGCUGUUGGCUCUAAGACACCUUCAGUUCCUUUUCACGUGGUUCUCCUUAGGCCUAGCUUUACGUGAUAGCAGCUUGCUUUUUCCCUAACUAGAGUGUCGUCAUAGUUGUCUGCAGAGUAAUUGGGAACAUCUUGUCACCGUUGCUGUACUCUGUGGGUUAGAAGUGAGCCAGUAAGUUCCACCCACACUCAAGGGUGUGAGUACUAGGAAGGAGGGGUCUUGGGACCACCCUGGAGUUUGUCUGCCACAGAGUCUCACCAGUUUCUUAUUCCGUAUGGAUUGGAUUAAAUUGGUUGCUGGUGGGUUAUUGAUGAAUGAUGCUGGACCUAAGACCUAGUUAAUUCCUGGACCCUUGUCACAUGCUGAGUUGUUACUGCAUCAGACCCUUACCUCUUACAAGUAAAAUACUGUAUUCGGUGUCUCAUUUCUAAAACCCAUUUCAUACCAAAUAAGUAUAAAAAUUGAACUCAUAAAUCAGUGAGAAUAACUACAAAUAUUUGUUACUACAAACAAGUAACACCGAACAGCAUUACCAUUACACGUCACUUCAGGGUCUGCAUUUCUGAUGUGCUACACUGAGGGAUCUCACGAUACACAUGCAGUAAGGGUUCGAUUACAUAUAUCUUCUUGCUGCAAGAUUGAUCAUAUUUAAAAACCCUUUGCUGUGAGAAACAAAAUACGCAAAAACUUAAACUACAGUUUAAUGAAUUAAUAUGAAGAGGACAUCCUUGUAAUUGCAUCUUCAAAACCUCAACAUUUCCUUCUCAAUUAAAACUCUCUCCUGCUCAGAGGUAACCAUCAUCCUGACUGGCAGUCACCUCCACUUCCUGAUGAUGGGCAUUUUCUCCAGAGGCUUUUUUGGCAGAGAUUAUGUGUACGCAACACCAGUGUGUCCUGGGGAGCAGGAUCAGGCUGCAUGGCUCAGUCUCCUUGCAGUCAGGUGUGACCCGGGUUCCUGUCUGUGGGACGUGUGCUCAGGUGGUGUGUGCCAUUUCCAGGGUAGGCCCAAAGACAUUCAACUUGCUUCCCAGCUGGCCUCUUUCCUUCCACCCAGUAGGAACCCCAAACGACUCCUUUCAAACUCUGCGAAUGAUAACAGUGUCCUAGAGGAUUGUGGAACAUGUUGGAAACUGCAGUCCUGGAGGGACUUCACAAAAGAUGUGUAACCAGCUGAGUACACUCACUCAGAGCAUGAAAGGGAAAUAAACUUUAUUCUUUAA
Felis catus (domestic cat) is the source of this 7258-nucleotide messenger RNA. It is a transcript of the gene HAUS3, whose product is annotated as HAUS augmin like complex subunit 3. Lineage: Eukaryota; Metazoa; Chordata; Mammalia; Carnivora; Felidae. Gene Ontology annotation, biological process: spindle assembly; centrosome cycle. The record is from RefSeq and is a predicted model, not a curated record. The transcript is spliced from 4 exons. Bases 524 to 2335 code for a protein of 603 amino acids. Gene Ontology annotation, cellular component: centrosome; mitotic spindle; HAUS complex.